AUGAGACCCGAGUCGAUGGCCGGAAUCGAGCCGUCUGCGCCAUUCCCCCCCCAUCUGACGGGCGAUGAACGCGAGCGUCUCAUUCAGACCAUCAAGGACUGGGCUUGUGGUCAUGGCUUGGUCGUACGGCCGCCCCCCAGUGCAAUCCCACAAGAGGCAGACCCCAACAGUAUCGCCGCGGUGCCCGCCCCUGUCACCGUGUUUCCGAGCGGCAUUGCCCGCCGUGCUUUCAACAGGGGCCAAGCGGUGCAGAGGGCUUACAACGAGCUGUACGCCGCUGUGAGCAGAGACGAGAAGUUCUUGGCCGGGAUCGUGAGGGAGGUGAUUGAUGGCGAUGAUUUCGUCCGUGAUUUAUGGGCGGUCCAUGAAACCGUCAAGUCCGAGGGCUACACACAGCCGCUGUCUUUGGGCCUCUUCCGAUCCGACUACAUGGUGCAUGACGACACCUCUGUCUUACCACCCGUGGCUCAACUCAAGCAAGUAGAGUUCAACACGAUUGCAUCGUCCUUUGGUGGGUUGUCUGUCCUCACAGCACAGCUUCAUCGUUACCUCGCCAGAUCUGAAUACCCGUUUUUGGAACACGCCAUCGCGGAGGGGACCCUGCAUCUUCCCGAAAACAGAGCCGUUGAAAAGCUGGCGGGCGGCAUCGAAGCCGCCUAUCAUGCGUACGGCGCCCCCAGGACUGGGUACAGAAAAUGCGUCCUGUUCCUGGUUCAAGGUGACGAACGCAAUAUCUGGGAUCAGCGUCAUUUGGAGUAUCAGCUGGUCAAAUCGCAGCCAGGGAUACCCGUGUUCAGACUCGCAUUUUCCGAUGUGCCGAAGCACACCUCACUUGCCAAGACGAAGGAGCGUCAGCUUGAGUACAGCCCUCCUCACAACCCUGGGGCAAGGUUCGAGGCUGCUGUCGUGUACAUGAGAGCGGGCUACGGCCCAGGGGACUACCCAAAUCAACAAGCUUGGGAUGCCAGGUGCCAUCUGGAGCGCUCAUACGCCAUCAAAUGCCCUACCGUGCUGACGCAGCUUGCUGGCACCAAGAAAGUGCAGCAAGUGCUCGCCACCCCCCAUCCCGCUUCCGAGCCGUCCGUGUUGAGCCGGUUCAUCAAGGACGAUGCUGCGUCAGCCAAGGACCUGUGGGGAACCUUUACCAACAUAUAUCCCAUGGAUGCCUCUGAAGUAGGUUUGGAAGCGAGAAAAAAGGCGCUCGACCCGAAUCAAUGCCAAAACUAUGUGCUGAAGCCACAACGAGAAGGAGGUGGCAACAAUAUCUAUGGUGGCGCCAUACCCGCGCAUCUGAAUUCGGUCGCAGAGUCGCAUUGGGGCUCGUAUAUCUUGAUGGAGCUGAUCAAACCCUGUCCGACCCGAAACCUUAUCCUACGCAACGGAAAGAUUGAAGAGGGCAAUGUACUCAACGAGUUGGGUAUUUAUGGUGCUUGCCUUUGGAAUCAUGACACGGGAGAGGUUCUGCACAACGAGGAAGCAGGUUGGUUAGUGAGAACGAAAAGCGAUAAGAGCCAAGAGGGCGGUGUUGCUGCUGGGUACGGAUGCAUGGACAGCGUUUGCUACGUGUGGACGAAUACUGAUAGCCCGGAGCUUGAAGAGGAACAAGCUAACGAGUCGGACGCAGGGAACUAG
Ustilaginoidea virens is the source of this 1632-nucleotide messenger RNA. RefSeq lists its product as uncharacterized. Gene Ontology annotation, molecular function: ATP binding; glutathione synthase activity; glutathione binding. Lineage: Eukaryota; Fungi; Ascomycota; Sordariomycetes; Hypocreales; Clavicipitaceae. The transcript is spliced from 3 exons. Gene Ontology annotation, cellular component: cytosol. The record is from RefSeq and is a predicted model, not a curated record. Gene Ontology annotation, biological process: glutathione biosynthetic process. Bases 1 to 1632 code for a protein of 543 amino acids.